UGAAGAAUCAAGUUUUUUACGUCAAAAGGUCCACUUUGACAGAUGGGCGGUUUUUUUGGAUAAAACAGAUGGAAAGCGCUGGAUCACUGUAAAACAACUUCGCUAAAGGACGGGAUCUGCACAAGAUGACGCGAAUUUGGACAUUUGCAGUUUUGGUGUUCUGUUUACGGAUUUCAAGACCAGCUCUUUCCACCAGGUGCUUUUCUUGUCAAGGACUGAUCGGUUCAACAUGCGAAAGCGCAACAACCGAAGUGGAAUGUCCGCAAGCAUAUAAUUCUUGCUUUACAGUCGCCAGAAUUAUGGACUACCCUGACAUUGGCAGGUAUGUAGAGGUGAUCAAAAACUGCUCCAUUUGGCAAGAUUGCUGGUUUAACGGUAACGCCUCGUGUGAUAAUUCAUCCGGGUUUGUGAACAGUUGCUCCAUUGAUUGCUGUGUUGGGGAUUUGUGUAAUAACAUGACAGUGCAGAUCACGCUUAACUCUGUAGCACGCGUGAUCACGCACACCAGUGCAGACUUCGCGAAACGCACGAACCUUGAGCGAGAGGUAACGAAUACUGGUGCAACAACAAAGGCAACACAAACCCCAAUGUUUACAUCCGGGAUACCCGUGAUGACAAGAAAAGCAGCGCAUGCGUCAAGGGUACCAUCCGGGAUACCUAUCAUGACAGCUGUGUCGUCAACACAGCGCCAAUCCACCUUGAAUGACAAAGCUUCUACACCCUGGAGCUCGCAGAGAAGCCCGGUUUCCGUAUCUAGAAGUAACAUCACCACCAAUGACUCGUCCCACGAAGUAAUAGCAGUCCCCAAUCAUUCCAAAGGACUUUGGAGUCAGCUACUUACUCAAGUGAUAAUGGUGGCUCCAGGAAUUAUUUACGAGAGAUUUUAGACAUGAAAUGAUAGGCAAGCCUAUCAUAGUUGAAGUUCAACUUUUGCUUUAUUCGGCAGACGAGACGGAUAAAGAUUAGAUUGCCAUAAUGAUAAAAAAUUAAGGUGGUUCUGUGCCGAAUGUACAGGUUUUUAAACUCAAAAUGGGGGCCGUUCGAUUUGUUCGCAAGUAACAGACACGGAAAACCAAAAUAAAGAGUAUCUCUCAGAGACUGCAGUGUCGCUAUGGUAACCUAAUAUAAGGGUCUGAAAUCGAGAGAUCACCAUUCAUUUUUAAAACUAUCUUCGGGGAAUCAAAAAGAAGAAGAAAUAAUACGGGGGGGGGGAGGGG
This is a messenger RNA of Pocillopora verrucosa, 1217 nucleotides long. RefSeq lists its product as uncharacterized. NCBI's taxonomy places the organism in Eukaryota, Metazoa, Cnidaria, Anthozoa, Scleractinia, Pocilloporidae. The record is from RefSeq and is a predicted model, not a curated record.